Diachasma alloeum is the source of this 978-nucleotide messenger RNA. RefSeq lists its product as uncharacterized. The record is from RefSeq and is a predicted model, not a curated record. The coding region runs from base 31 to 942 and encodes 303 amino acids. Lineage: Eukaryota; Metazoa; Arthropoda; Insecta; Hymenoptera; Braconidae. The transcript has 2 exons.
GUGAUUGCAUUGAGAUUAACAGAAUGAGUCAUGGGGCGCCCUGCGAAAGUGAAGAGCACGGAAGUGAUCCCACUUCUCGUAAAGAACAUGGAUAUUUUCAAGACUAACGACUUCCCAUCAACGACAGAUAAGAUUUGGACCAACCUAAGUGAGGCGCUGGGCAAGCGAUGGCUGCCCCAUUCGUGGUACACCCAUGUGACUGAGGAUAAAAAAGGGGAUCUGACAGCUGCUCGCCAACAAUAUGGUAUCUCCACACCAUCUCCAAGAACUGUAGAAAAAACUGUAGAAAAAAAAGAUGUCAGUGCUUCUGAGCUGUUCAGUGAUGAUUCAAAAGUUCAAAACUUGGAAUCUUCGUUCAAAGAUGAAGAAAUGGAUCCUAACUUGGAGGAAUUUCACGUGUUCUUAGCAUCUGCAGCCUGGGAUAAAAUGAAGCCCGAUAACACUUCAGAAUCAACGACAAGGCGAUUGAAGGCAGGAAUGUGGGUCAAUCCAAUCGCAAAUGCAUUUUAUCUUAGAUAUAACAUGCCCUGUGCACUCAUCGGUGAGUGGUCCCAGGUGAAGACCGACGAGGAUGGGUCAGUUCACUUGAAAUUCCAACCAAAAUGUAAGAGUAAAAAAUGUAGCAAUGUGUUCUUCGGAACGGCUAAGCAUUCCGGGACAGGAGGUCUCAACCUGGAUAUCAGAGCUCGUGACACUCGUCAUGAAUCUCAUGAAGAUGUUAAACGUCCUUUGAAUGGUUUGGAGAGGGUUCAGGUUGGAGACAAUCUGGUAAAGCAGCAGCCAGAGAACUAUCGAAAGGAACUACUCCGAGAUAACAUGCACUUCGGUGAAUCCGUGCCACCAACGGUCAGGCGAGGAUAUAUUUAUCGUCAAGCCAAAGCAGAGGCAGUCAAACGUGCUUAUUGUUACAUCGUAACCCGUUCAAAUCUACGCGCGCGCUGAAUGCUAGUUUUUAUCUAGUUCGCCACGCCACCGCUG